AUGGGCCUAUCAACCUCCCCUUUCGCCAAGUACUGGAAGGCGAUCAAGGAGUCGCCUCCAGGAAUUUACAACCGCAAAUUAAUGUUCACCGUCUUUGUGUAUGCGCUUUCAGGCAGUUCAAGAGGCUGGGAUGAAGGCUCAACCUCCGCCAUCACCCAAUUGAAAAGUUUUCAGAAACAGUUCAAUGUCUCUCCCGACAAAGACGACGAAAUCAUCUCCAAUAUCGUCUCGCUGGUCAAUCUGACUGCCGGUGUUGGCGCUCUUCUCUCCUUCCUCCUCAACGAUCGAAUCGGCCGCAGGUGGUCUCUACGGCUAUACCUGGCCAUUGUGGCAGUUGGCUCCCUCAUUUCUACCCUAUCCUACGGGUCUAUCUCUGCCUUAUAUGUUGGACGUCUUGUCUCUGGCUUGGGUAUCGGUGCGCUCACCGUCACCGGUCCCAUGUCGAUCGUCGAAAUCUCGCCACGACUGACGCGAGGCCUGAUGACUCUCUGGUUCAACAUCGCCAUGCUGAGCAGUCAGAUGAUUGGAAUAUUCGUUGUUUAUGGCUGCAAUAGAAACAUUUCCCCGACGCUAAACCUUCAGUGGCAGACACCCUUCUUCGUGCAAACUUUCAUCCCCUUCAUUGCCACCUUCCUAUCCUUCUUCAUUGAUGAAUCGCCCCGCUGGCUUUGCAUGAAGGGCCGUGUCGAGGAAGGUUUGGAAUCCUUGACCAACAUCCGUGGCUGCGCUCGCGAUGAACCCCAUCUCGUUGCCGAGUUCGACAGCAUCAAUGAGCCUAUUCAGCUCGAGCUAGCUGAGUAUGGAAAAGAUACCUUAGCCUCAACUAUUCGUGAGACCUUUGGCAAGAGGUCCAAUCUUCGCCGUGUGCAACUAACCAUCGUUGCAUACAUUCUUGCCCAGAUGUCCGGCGCCAACUCAAUCACCAAUUAUCUCCCACAAAUCUUCGGCUAUAUCGGUGUCACUGGAUGUGGGUUGACAGGGAUUCGAUACAGCUGUAUGAUAUAG
Clonostachys rhizophaga is the source of this 1005-nucleotide messenger RNA. The record is from the annotation of a GenBank genome assembly. Lineage: Eukaryota; Fungi; Ascomycota; Sordariomycetes; Hypocreales; Bionectriaceae.